Molecule: messenger RNA, 8765 nt
Organism: Coregonus sp. 'balchen'
Lineage: Eukaryota; Metazoa; Chordata; Actinopteri; Salmoniformes; Salmonidae
Source: the annotation of a GenBank genome assembly
GAUUAGUGAUUACUUCAAGGACGGGAGGAAGGAAAGAUGCAUUUUUACAGUAUUUAAACAGGUAGGUCUCAAUGUCAGCUGAAUGUCAUGCAACGGCACUGUCACAACCAGUCUUCUCCACUUUCUCAGCCAGUGCCAACAUUUGCAACGUGGGCCUCAUGAGGCACAAUGAGCUGUCGGAGGGCAUCGACGUGCUGGACGGAAAUGGGAACGUGGUGGGCUCCUCAAAGAUUGCUGCCAAACAUGUGAGUGGCUGGCCAUCGGUGAGAACUCUCACACUAGUCUGUAUAAAAACACUGUUUCCUUCCUGGCUAUAAAAUGAAUGGAAUCAUUGCACAAAAACGAACUGCCUAGCUAGCAAUCAAACAUACUUUGCAGAUAUAUCAAAUUCAUAUUUCUAUUCAAUAUUUGACCAUAUUUGAGGGGUCUUUAGACUGAAAGAUACCCUGACCAAGAUAGCCAUCCUGUUAUCAUGUUGUCGAUAUGCCUAUACCCAUUCUAGUGUUCUAUUUAAUUAUGUGUUCCUGGCUAAAUAUGUUUUCUGUAAACUGUUGAUAUUGUAUAUUCAAUGCUGUCAUGAAUGUCUGUGGAAUGCGGUAGGCCAGAGUCAAGCGCAGGACACAGAAUGAAAUGAAAAUCUACUUUACUGUAUAGUAAAGAAACAAGCAAAACCUCCAACACAGGGAGGAGCAACCCGCUCACAAACGACACUCGUAACAAGUAACAAACACAACACACAGUGGGAGCGAACAGGUUAAAUAGGGAAGGACAUAAUACAUAAUGGGAAACAGGUGUGCAACACUAGAAAACACCCAGAUGAACAUAGAAACAUAAAACAUAGAUCGGCAGCAGCUAGUACUCCGGUGACGACGAAUGCCGAAGCCUGCCCGAGCCAGAAGGAAGGGCAGUCUUGGCAGAAUCCGUGACAGUUUCGGAUCGAGAGCCAGACCCGGUCCCCCGGUGCAUACACCGGGGCUUCACUGCGGUAGCGGUCGGCGCUCGUCUUCUGCAGCCUGAUGGCCCGCUGCAGGCGUUCAUGGCCAGCGUCCCAGGUCUCCUGCGAGUGCCGAACCCACUCGUCCACCGCAUGUACCUCGAUCUGGCUCUGAUGCCAAGGUGCCAGGGCCGGCUGAUAACCUAACACACUGGAAAGGAGUGAGGUCAGUUAAAGAGUGGCGGUUGGAGUUGAUUGCCAUCUCUGCCCAGGAUAGGAAAACCGACCACUCCCCUCGCCGGUCCUGGCAAUACGACCUCAGAAACCUACCCACCUCCUGGUUGAUUCUCUCCACCUGCCCGUUACUCUCGGGGUGAAAACCUGAGGUAAGGCUAACCGAGAUCCCCAACCGUUCCAUGAACGCCCUCCAAACCCGUGUGUAAAUAGGGCCUCUGCAGUUUGUAGGGCCGUAGGGAGUCCGGGCAGAGGAAGGAGGCGACAGGACUUAGAAAACCGAUCCACAACGACUAGGAUGGUUGUGUUCCCUUUUGAGGGAGGAAGAUCAGUCAUAAAAUCCACCGAUAGGUGGGACCACGGUCGUUGUGGAACGGGUAGGGGGUGUAAUUUCCCUCUGGGCAGGUGUCUAGGAGCUUUACACUGGGCGCACACCGAGCAGGAGGAAACAUAAACCCUCACGUCCUUAGCUAAGGUGGGCCACCAGUACUUCCCACUAAGACAGUUCACUGUCCGACCGAUGCCAGGAUGACCAGAGGAGGGUGACGUGUGAGCCCAAUAGAUCAAACGAUCGGGGACCUCCAGCGGUACGUACAUACGACCCUCUGGACCCUGGGGAGGAGUGGGUUCGUUACGCAACGCCCGCUCGAUAUCCGCGUCAACCUCCCAUACCACCGGUGCCACCAGACACGACGCCGGAAGUAUGGGAGUGGGCGCCACGGAACUCUCCUCCGUGUCAUACAGUCGGGACAGAGCAUCUGCCUUCGCCGCUCGGAUGUACUCCAGAUUGCGGUGGUCAGUUAAAAUGAGAAAAGGGUGUUUAGCCCCCUCAAGCCAAUGUCGCCACGCUUUCAGGGCUUUGACCACAGCCAACAGCUCCCGGUCCCCCACAUCAUAGUUGCGCUCCUCCGGGCUGAGUUUCUUCGAAAAGAAAGCACAGGGGCAGAGCUUGGGUGGCGUGCCCGAGCGCUGAGAAAGUACAGCGCCUAUCCCAGCCUCGGACGCGUCCACCUCAACCGUGAAGGCCAAGGAGGGAUCCGGAUGAGCCAGCACUGGAUUACGCACGGCCAAAAUGCGGUCACUCUCCAUCCUCACCCCAGACGCGGACAUGUGGUACCCUAGGAAGGAGAUGGAGUCCUGAAAGAACAGGCAUUUCUCUGCCUUAGCAUACAGAUCAUGCUCCAACAGUCUUCCAAGCACUUUACGCACCAGGGACACAUGCUCGGCCCUUGUAGUGGAGUAUAUAAGGAUGUCAUCAAUAUACACCACUACCCCUUGUCCGUGCAGGUCCCUGAAAAUCUCAUCCACAAAUGAUUGGAAAACUGAUGGAGCAUUCAUUAACCCGUAUGGCAUGACAAGAUACUCAUAAUGUCCAGAGGUGGUACUAAAUGCCUUCUUCCACUCAUCUCCCUCCCGGAUACGCACUUAGUUGUACGCGCUCCUGAGAUCCAAAUUUGUGAAGAAGCGUGCCCCGUGCAAUGAUUCCGUCAUACUAGCUAUCAGGGGUAAUGGAUAGCUGUACUUGAUGGUAAUCUGAUUUAAGCCACGGUAAUCAAUGCACGGGCGUAACCCACCAUCUUUCUUCUUCACAAAAAAGAAACUUGAGACAGGUGAAGUGGAUGGCCGAAUGUAUCCCUGUCUCAGAGAUUCGGUGACAUAUGUCUCCAUAGCCGCCCUUUCCUCCUGUGACAAAGGAUACACGUGACUCCGGGGAAGUGCAGCUCCUACCUGGAGAUUUAUCGCGCAAUCCCCCGGACGAUGGGGUGGUAAUUUAGUCGCCCUCUUUUUACUGAAGGCGAUAGCCAAAUCGGCAUACACGGCAGGAAUGUGCAUAGUGGAAACCUGGUUUGGACUUUCCACCGUAGUUGCCCACAAGGAAACUCCUACACACCUCCAUGAACACUGACCGGACCAUCCCUUGAGAGCCCUCUGUUGCCAUGAAAUCGUGGGGUCAUGAAUGGUUAAGCAGGGAAGUCCCAACACCACAGGAUACGCAGGAGAAUCAAUCAGAUAGAGGCUAAUCCUCUCCUCAUGACCCCCCUGCGUCCUCAUCAGAAGUGGAGCGGUGACCUCCCUGAUUAUGCCUGACCCUAACGGGCGACUAUCUAAUGCAUGCACAGGGAAAGAUUUAUCAACAGACACAGUAGGGAUCCCUAAACUACGAGCAUACUGGCGAUCAAUAACAUUCCCAGCCGCGCCUGAAUCUACUAGUGCCUUAUGCUGGGAAUGGGGGGGGAAACUCUGGAAAAACAAUAUCAAUACACAGAUUAGCAACAAGGGGCUCUGGGUGAGUCGGGUGCCUACUCACCUGAGACGGUCGACCAGUGCUCUGCCUGCUGCCUCGACCUCCUGAGAACCCUCCCCAGCACCGACCAGCAGUGUGUCCUCUGCGGCCACAGUUGGUGCAGGGGACGGUCCCUCUCCCCGUCUCCCUAACCGCAGCACCUCCGAGCUCCAUAGGGGUAGGCUCGGAGGAGCUGGGAGAUGGAAUGGACGGCCCCGAUCAGAACGUCCGCGGGCUGCCAACAGGUUAUCCAACCUGAUGGACAUGUCCACCAGUUGGUCCAGGUUGAGAUCGGUGUCCCUGCAGGCCAGGUUCCCGACGGACGUCCUCCCUUAAGCUGCAACGAUAAAGGUCGAUCAGGGCCCUCUCAUUCCAUCCUGCGCUGGCUGCUAAAGUUCUAAACUCCAGCGCGCUCCUCAUCUCCUGUCGUAAGUGUAACAGACGUUCACCCGCCGCUCUCCCCUCUGGUGGAUGAUCAAAUACCGCCCGGAAGCGGCGUGUGAAAUCCUCGUAGCGGACAGUUCGAGUCUAUUCCUCCCCACUCGGCAUUGGCCCAUUCAAGCGCCUUCCCCGAUAGACAGGAGAUGAGGGCGGACACGCCGGGUGAAUGGUGGCCAGGUAGAGCUCUACCUGGAGGAGAAAUCCCUGGCACCCGGCAGGUGUACCGUCAUAUGCCCUCGGGAGCGAGAGCCGAAUCCCACUGGACCCAGAUGGCGGAGUGGUAACCAGUGUUGUAGGUGGUUGAGUGGUUGGAGAUGGUGACGGGAUACCACCUCUCUCCCAUCGUUCCAUCGUCUGGAACACUCGUUCCAUGGUGACACCGAGAGUCUGAAUCAUCAUCUCUUGUCGUUGGACUCGUUCCUCCAUCGUCUCGGUUAAUCCGGCUGUUCCUGCUGACUCCAUAGAGGUGUGUGUUUCUGUCAUGAAUGUCUGUGGAAUGCGGUGGGCCAGAGUCAAGCGCAGGACACAGAAUGAAAUGAAAAUCUACUUUACUGUAUAGUAAAGAAACAAGCAAAACCUCCAACACAGGGAGGGGCAACCCGCUCACAAACGACACUCGUAUCAAGUAACAAACACGCACAACACACAGUGGGAGAGAACAGGUUAAAUAGGGAAGGACAUAAUACAUAAUGGGAAACAGGUGUGCAAUACUACACAACACCCAGAUGAACAUAGAAACAUAAAACAUAGAUCGGCAGCAGCUAGUACUCCGGUGACGACGAACGCCGAAGCCUGCCCGAGCCAGAAGGAAGGGCAGUCUCGUCAGAAUCCGUGACAAAUGCGAAAUGUGUAUUUUUAAUGUGUGGAGAAAUGUGUAUUUUUAAUGUGUGGAGAAUCCGUUUCUGAAUAGUCUGUCCACUACUGAAGUCAGUAUGAUUCUUCAUAUGAGGUUGAAUAAAGAACAGGUUUAUUUUAUAAUGUAUUAUUUGUCUAUUUAUACCUUUUUCUACAUGUCCAUAUGCCAUAUCCUUCUAAUCUCAUGGGAGGGGGAAUUUCAUCCACAUUGCAAUAUUUUGAAUUGAAUCAUGUGCACAAUAUUUUUCUUCCCCCCCAGGCAAUUAUGGAGACAGCCUUUACCAGAGUGGUCCUCCCGAUGCCAAUCUUUGUCCUUCCUCCCAUCAUCAUGUCCUACCUAGAAAAGUAUGUCAAGCUUCUAGAUGGGUCGGAAAUAUUUAUUGUACUGCCUUGUCAAGUCCCUGCAUUAAUGUCAGGAUAGUAUCAGUUGAAAUACCUAAAGCCUGAGGAACAGAGUUCUGGAUAGGACAAUGUUUACAACAGAUGAACAGUCUAUGGCAUUACAUUUUUUGCAAGAGGUGGAGUUGUUUACAAUUACUAUUGUAAUCAAAUCAAAUCAAAUUGUAUUUGUCAAAUGCGCCAAAUACAACAGUGAAAUGCUUACUUACAAGCCCUAAACCAACAAUGCAGUUUUAAGAAAGAAUACCCCCAAAAAAUACAAUACAAAAUAAUACAAAAUAAAAGUAACAAAUAAUUAAAGAGCAGCAGUAAAAAUAACAAUAGCGAGGCUAUAUACAGGGGGUACCGGUACCGAGUCCAUGUGCGGGGGCACCGGUUAGUCGAGGUAAUUGAGGUAAUAUGUACAUGUAGGUACAGUUAUUAAAGUGACUAUGCAUAGAUAAUAAACAGAGAGUAGCAGCAGCGUAAAAGAGGGGGGGGGUAGAAGCUGUUUAGAAGCCUCUUGGACCUAGACUUGUCUCUCCGAUACCGCUUGCCGUGCGGUAGCAGAGAGAACAGUCUAUGACUAGGGUGGCUGGAGUCUUUGACCAUUUUUAGGGCCUUCCUCUGACAACGCCUGGUAUAGAGGUCCUGGAUGGCAGGAAGCUUGGCCCCAGUGAUGUACUGGGCCGUACGCACUACCCUCUGUAGUGCCUUGCGGUCGGAGGCCGAACAGUUGCCAUACCAGGCAGUGAUGCAACCAGUCAGGAUGCUCUCGAUGGUGCAGCUGUAGAACCUUUUAUGGAUCUGAGGACCCAUGCCAAAUCUUUUCAGUCUCCUUAGGGGGAAUGGGUUUUGUCGUGCCCUCUUCACGACUGUCUUGGUGUGCUUGGACCAUGUUAGUUUGUUGGUGAUGUGGACACCAAGGAACUUUAAGCUCUCAACCUGCUCCACUACAGCCCCGUUGAUGAGAAUGGGGGCGUGCUCGGUCCCCUUCUUUUUCCUAUAGUCCACAAUCAUCUCCUUUGUCUUGAUCAAAUUGAGGGUGAGGUUGUUGUCCACGCGGCCAGGUCUCUGACCUCCUCCCUAUAGGCUGUCUCGUCGUUGUCAGUGAUCAUUCCUACCACUGUUGUGUCAUCGGCAAACUUAAUGAUGGUGUUGGAGUCGUGCCUGGCCAUGCAGUCAUGAGUGAACAGGGAGUACAGGAGGGGACUGAGCAUGCACCCCUGAGGGGCCCCCAUGUUGAGGAUCAGCGUGGCGGAUGUGUUGUUACCUACCCUUACCACCUGGGGGCGGCCCGUCAGGAAGUCCAGGAUCCAGUUGCAGAAGGAGGUGUUUAGUCCCAGGGUCCAUAGCUUAGUGAUGAGCAUUGAAGGCACUAUGGUGUUGAACGCUGAGCUGUAGUCAAUGAAUAGCAUUCUGACAUAGGUGUUCCUUUUGUCCAGGUGUGAAAGGGCAGUGUGGAGGGCAAUAGAGAUUGCAUCAUCUGUGGGUCUAUUGGGGCGGUAUGCAAAUUGGAGUGGGUCUAGGGUUUCUGGGAUAACGGUGUUGAUGUGAGCCAUGACCAAGCCUUUCAAAGCACUUCAUGGCUACAGACGUGAGUGCUAUGGGUCGGUAGUCAUUUAGGCAGGUUACCUGAGUGUUCUUGGGCACAGGGACUAUGGUGGUCUGCUUGAAACAUGUUGGUAUUACAGACUCAGACAGGGAGAGGUUGAAAAUGUCAGUGAAGACACUUGCCAGUUGGGCAGCGCAUGCUCGGUGUACAUGCCCUGGUAAUCCGUCUGGCCCUUCGGACUUGUGAAUGUUGACCUGUUUAAAGGUCUUACUCACAUCGGCUACAGAGAGCGUGAUCACAUAGUCGUCCGGAACAGCUGAUGCUCUCAUGCAUGUUUCAGUGUUACUUGCCUCGAAGCGAGCAUAGAAGUAAUUUUGCUCAUCUGGUAGGCUUGUGUCACUGGGCAGCUCGCAGCUGUGCUUCCCUUUGUAGUCUGUAAUAGUUUUCAAGCCCUGCCACAUCCGACGAACGUCAAAGGCGGUGUAGUACAAUUUGAUCUUAGUCCUGUAUUGACGCUUUGCCUGUUUGAUGGUUCGUAGGGCAUAGCAGGAUUUCUUAUAAGCUUCCGGGUUAGAGUCCCACUCCUUGAAAGCGGCAGCUCUACCCUUUAGCUCAGUGCGGAUGUUGCCUGUAAUCCAUGGCUUCUGGUUGGGGUAUGUACGUACAGUCAAUGUGGGGACGAUGUCAUCAAUGCACUUAUUGAUGAAGCCAGUGACUGAUGUGGUGUACUCCUCAAUGCCAUCGGAAGAAUCCCGGAACAUAUUCCAGUCUGUGUUGGCAAAACAGUCUUGUACCUUAGCAUCUGCUUCAUCUGACCACUUUUUUAUUGACACACUGGUGCUUCCUGCUUUAGUUUUUGCUUGUUAACAGGAAUCAGGACGAUAGGAUUAUGGUCAGAUUUGCAAAAUGGAGGGUGAAGGAGAGCUUUGUACGCGUCUCUGUGUGUGGAGUAAAGGUGGUCUUGAGUUAUUUUCCCACUGGUUGCACAUUUAACAUCCUGGUAGAAAUGCGGUAAAACUGAUUUAAGUUUCCCUGCAUUAAAGUCCCCGGCCACUAGGAGCGCCACCUCUGGAUGAGCGUUUUCCUGUUUGCUUAUGGCCGUAUACAGUUCAUUGAGUGCGGUUUUAGUGCCAGCAUCGGUUUGUGGUGGUACAUAGACAGCUACGAAGAAUAUUGAUGAAAACUCUCUCGGUAGAUAGUGUGGUCUACAGCUUAUCAUGAGAGACUCUACCUCAGGCGAGCAAAACCUCGAGACUUCCUUAGAUAUCGUGCACCAGCUGUUGUUUACAAAUAUACAUAGACCGCCACCCCUUGUCUUACCAGAGGCUGCUAUUCUAUCCUGCCGAUACAGUGUAUAACCCGCCAGCUGUAUGUUUUAUUGUCAAUUACACCAGAGAGGUGCAGUGAAUUGUGUUGUUUUACAGGGUCAGCCAAUCGUGUGUAAGAAAUAUUGUAUUAGUGUUGAGAUUGUACUCAAUACAAAUGCCAAUAUAAAAAUGUGUGCUUCCCUUCAUGUCUGUUAGACUUCCAUUCCUGCAGACGAAUCGGAGGCUGUUGCUGCCCAUCCACAGCCUGGUGUGUCUGGCUACCUUCAGCCUCUCCCUGCCCUUAGCCAUCAGCCUAUUCCCACAGAUGUCUCAGGUACUACUGCUGCUGCUAUCCCUGGAGGCUGGCUGGACAGCUGGGGAGGAAUUCACCUCACACACACUUCACUUGUCAUUUCUUUCUUCACUUUUCAGUUACCUUUUUUUUCUCACUUGUAGUUAAGAAAGAACAACAAAGGUUCUGGGUUUAGAGGUACUGUGAAUGGCUAUUAGGCGUUGCAGAGGGUUGGUAGGCGUAUUGUGUGCUUACAUCUCUUUCUCUGGUUCAACGUCAAUAGAUCGAGGUGUCUCAGCUUGAGCCUGAGAUCGCCAUGGCAACCGAUAGCAAGGUGGUGACCUACAACAAGGGACUGUGAUGACGGCCCCCGAGGAGAAAGUAGAGGACAGGGCACGGAACAGCGAUUUAAAUGAGCCUCCUUUUUGAUUGGCUGUCACGGACACUCCAGGUCUCUCUGCGGAGUAGGGUGAAGUUGCACCUAG